Messenger RNA from Mus caroli (Ryukyu mouse), 4532 nucleotides. RefSeq names its product zinc finger protein 526 (gene Znf526). The record is from RefSeq and is a predicted model, not a curated record. NCBI's taxonomy places the organism in Eukaryota, Metazoa, Chordata, Mammalia, Rodentia, Muridae.
AUUUUUACGUGUAUGACAAAAUCCAAUGCCUUCAACAACCUUUCAGGAGAUGUGAUUCCAGUCCACUUUGCACGUAAGCAAAAACUGAGGCGGCGUAGGAAAAGUACAAGUGUUUGGCUUUUUAGUUACGCUGUUCGAGACGCGCAGUCUCUUCUGCUACGAGAUAACACCUGUCAAAGUCUCGCACCGCCACGUUCUUUUAUGCGACCUCGCUCUAUAAGGAUGCACACUUUUCUCCGCUGAAUUUUCAAACAGCAGGAAAGGAGCGGCCCGGGAGAACUGCGCAGGCGCCUCUCCGGGCCCCGGACACCGCCUCCAGGGCACUGGUGUCUGCGUGGAGAAACUCGCGGAGCCCCGCCUGACUACCAACACGCAGGCGCGAGGGCGCGUGCCCUGCGCUACCAGCUCUGAUUGGCUGCCUCUCCUGAGAGCACCGCCCAAUGGGAGGCGUGGAUAGUGAAGGGUCCUACACUACUGGAGUGGAGGGUCUGUGUCAAGAGCGGCAGGGUCUGCUUGGAGAUACCUGACUAUAGUGGCUACGACAGACUCAGAGACGUGAGACCAUGAAAGGCUGAGGCAUAAACCUUUAACUACAACUUGACUGACAGACUGGCACUGCCUUCCCCAUAAUGGCAGAGAUGGUGGCAGAGGCAACUGAGAUACCAACACAAUCAUCAGGAGCAGUGGAAAUCUCACCCACCGUGUCAGGAGAGCUGGCAGAGAUGGUGACAGCGGUGACUGAGAUGACCUCUGGAGAGGCCCUUGCCUCGUCCCUCUUCUUCCAGCACCACCAGUUCAUGUGCUCUGAGUGUGGCAGCCUCUACAACACCCUGGAGGAAGUCCUCUCCCACCAGGAACAACACCUGCUCACCGUGUCAGAGGAGGAAACGCUGACCACCCAGGACGCAGGCCUGGAGCCUGAGCUAGUGCCUAGCACUGGGGAAGGACCCUUCCAGUGUGGUGAAUGCAGCCAGCUCAUCCUCUCUCCCAGCGAGCUCCUCGCCCACCAGGAUGCCCACCUGCAGGAGUCUGCAAGCCAGAUCCAGUACCAGUGUGGAGACUGCCAAGAGCUCUUCCCCUCACCUGAGCUGUGGGUAGCUCAUCGCAAAACUCAGCACCUUUCCAGUGCAGCGGACGAGCCACCGUCUCCUUUGCCUCCCCCAACACCACCACCACUACCACCACCACCACCACCACCACCACCAGAAGUCAAGAUGGAACCCUACGAGUGUCCUGAGUGUUCCACCCUCUGUGCCACCCCUGAGGAGUUCUUGGAGCAUCAGGGCACCCACUUUGACUCCCUGGAGAAAGAAGAGCACAAUGGGUUAGAAGAGGAGGAGGAGGAUGAGGAAGAGGGGGAGGAGGAAGACUACGAUGAUGAAGAGACGGAUGAGGAGGAAGCAUCCUCAGAGCUCACUGCUGAUGACACGGGAGGCGACAAGUCCACGGCUGACUCAGCUCAGAGCUGUGGGGAUUGUCCACAGCACUGUACCUCUUCAGGGGCACGCCGCAAACACCGAAGGGCAUCUCACGGCCCAGCCUCAGCCACCCAUGCCUUCCACUGCAGCCAGUGUCAGCGCAGCUUCAGCUCAGCGAACCGGCUGGUGGCUCACGGCCGGGCCCACGUGGGUGGCACCCAUGAGUGUACCACUUGCUCUAAGGUCUUCAAGAAGGCUGCCUCUCUGGAGCAGCACCAGCGGCUGCACCGUGGGGAAGCCCGCUAUCUCUGUGUGGACUGUGGCCGUGGCUUUGGCACUGAGCUCACACUGGUGGCCCAUAGACGGGCCCAUACUGCCAACCCACUGCACCGCUGUCGCUGUGGCAAGACCUUCAGCAACAUGACCAAGUUCCUGUACCACCGACGAACUCACACUGGGAAAAGCGGAACCCCCACCAGGGUAGCAACGGUCUCCCCAGCUCCAGCUGAGCCCACGCCCCCACCCCCGCCCCCACCUGCCCAGCUGCCCUGUCCACAGUGCCCCAAGUCCUUCGCCUCAGCCUCCAGGCUGUCCAGGCACCGGCGCGCAGUACAUGGCCCCCCUGAACGCCGACAUAGGUGUGGGGUCUGCGGCAAGGGCUUCAAGAAGCUCGUCCAUGUGCGCAACCAUUUGCGGACACACACGGGUGAGAGGCCCUUCCAGUGUCACUCCUGCGGCAAGACCUUUGCUUCUUUAGCCAACCUCAGCCGCCACCAGCUGACCCACACAGGAGUGCGUCCCUACCAAUGCCUGGACUGUGGCAAGCGCUUUACACAGAGCUCCAACCUGCAGCAGCACCGGCGGCUACACCUUCGGCCUGUGGCCUUUGCACGUGCCCCUCGCCUUCCCAUCACGGGUCUCUACAACAAGAGCCCCUACUACUGUGGGACCUGCGGCCGCUGGUUCCGCGCCAUGGCAGGCCUUCGGCUGCAUCAGAGGGUCCAUGCCCGAGCAAGGAGUUUGACCCUGCAGCCUCCCAGAUCACCCUCUCCGGUCCCACCCCCACCCCCUGAACCUCAGCAGACUAUCAUGUGCACAGAGCUUGGGGAGACCAUCGCCAUCAUUGAGACAUCCCAGCCGCUGGCACUGGAGGACACACUGCAGCUAUGCCAGGCAGCACUGGGGGCCAGUGAGGCAAGCGGACUGUUGCAGUUGGACACAGCCUUUGUAUGACCCGGCGCAAGAGCAAUGAGAAAAGGGGUUUGCUUACUAGCUUGUGUCUGGGCACCUCAGGGGAGAAGAGGACCCCUCCUGGCAAGCUAACCUGGCAUCCACACGUCAGGGUCCACCCUGUUGGCCUCUCCUAACUGCUGACUCCUCAGGGUUCCUCCUGUUACCUUUCCCUGCCCCAGGUGAAACUGAAGCUCUGACAAGUGAUGGGAUCUGUCUGAGUCCUUACCAACUGCAUUGCAGAAUGGGGUUUGCCAAGGCUCUUUGCACGGCAUCACCCGGUGCUCAGCAACAUCAGGUAACCUUUAUUGAGCACCAACCAUAUGCCAGACCUGUGCCAGACACUCCCAUAUACCUCUUCAGAUCUUCUGCUUAAAACUCCCCCCCCCCUGCUCCUCCUCCCCAAGAACUUGGGGUGUUUGGGACUUAGCUCUACCUGGUAUAGGAAGGCACUUAGUUUCAUGAGGCGUGCUUCAUUUCAGUUUUGACAGUAUGAAAUCUGUAGGUGACCCCAGUACUCAGCCCAGCCUGGGUGACCUUAAAAGCCCAGGAAUGAACCAGUCACAGCUCCACACUCGGGCAUGCUCAGCCCAGUAGGGGCAACUGACUGAAUACAGACAGUUGCCCUAUACAGACAGUGCUGCCUGUGGCUCAUUGUGCCUGUGUGCCCAAGCCUGUGUGCACAGGCCAUGGUGCGGCAGGCUAAAGGAGAGUUGGGUCUAAGGAGUCCUGGGCUGAGGUGGGGAUGUGCAGGGACAGUGGAAGAGACUUCCUAGUGGUGCCAGUUCCUGAAGUAAAAGUAGGAGACUGCCAGCACAAGAGGAAAAUAACCUUUCAGGCAGGCCAUCCAGUUACAGCUGCAGUAUCAGGCAGGACACUUGGUGUCUCUCAGGCCUGAGAUGGACCUGUGUACCAUCCUGGCUGUGCAAGUAAGGACGCAGCACUGAGACUAGCCAGGGUUGCAGAAUGGGUGGAGGCUCCGUGAGAUGAGAAUGUAGUUCUUAGUCCCGUCUCUAUUAUUGUAAGACCUGACCCCUCAGGGACCCCAGAGAACACUUGGUCCAUCCCUGACCCAGAGCUCUCCCUGCUUCCUAACUGGUUGGAAUGAAAGGAGGAUGAGAUCAGUCCUGCAGAGCAGAAAGGUACCCCUGGGGCUGAUGUAAGCAUCUAGCAGGGACCCAAAUCGCCCUCCCCUCAAGGAUAUGUUCCAAAAUUACUUUUUCUGCAUCAGUAAUCCAUCAGGAGGACCCGCAGUUGCUCCCUCCCAGGUCCCCUCUCUUUCUGGAACAUCCUACCCACUCAUUGCUUGGCACCAUGUAGAGAUACCAUCUCCUUCUGCCCAUGGUUCUCACCAUCUGGCUCCAGCAUAUUUUAAAAGUCAAGGGAAAGAGCCAGGCAGAGUAGCACAAGCCUGUAAUCGCAGUGUUUGGGAUCCUAAGGCAAGAUGAUCUUGAGUUCCAGGAAAGCCUGAGCUAUUCUGGAAGACCAGCUCAGAACCAGAGAGAGAAAGAGAGAAAAGAGCUAAACUCUCAACCUCCACCUUCCUUCCCACUACCCGUAAGAGAAGUGAAGCAAGUGGGUGCCAUGCUUCAAACAGGGCAGCUUACACCUUGGGAGUCUGCCCAUCUGCAUACGUAGCCAUCCACUGAGUCCACAGGCAGUUAGACGCUGGACCUGAGAGGCUCAUCAGCCAGGCUCUCUCACUCCGCACCCAGGAUGCUAACACAGAGUUUGUGCCAGGAAGUGGGCAGGUUCCACGCCUGUGGUAGUCAAGCAUUAAGUGGCACAAGGGUUUCUGGCCUCUCAGUAUCCCCCUGCCUCAAGUGGAACUGAUUCCAAACCCUGAACCCCUCACUCUGUAGACACAGGCAGCCAGACAGGGAG